This is a messenger RNA of Schistosoma curassoni, 5014 nucleotides long. The record is from the annotation of a GenBank genome assembly. Lineage: Eukaryota; Metazoa; Platyhelminthes; Trematoda; Strigeidida; Schistosomatidae.
ACACUUCACUUUAUUAGACAGGGGAUGUAGUGUACUGCCGAACACUAUUAAUAAAAAGUAAUCACUCGAGCUAUUGUUGACGCCCUUUUAAUUUUGGUUUAAUUGCGUAAGAUACGAAGUUUCAUCAUACUGUGAAAGCCAUGACGUCCAACUACGUUCAUGGUGGUUCAGGAAUCCAGAACAGUAUGCUUUCGUACACUUUGAAAAAUCUGUCACUCGGGUCCAAUCAACUUACUCAGAUGAAUGAUCAAACUAACUCGAUGUGUAUGACUCCACCGGCUACACAAAUGAAUUUUCUUCGUCCUAUUCCUGGUGCAUCUAGUGAGGCUGUCUUCCCAAGCACACAUCGUCCAGCUUCUGGCCGUACGUUGGGGAUAGCGGAUUUCCUUUCGCUGAAUACCACUUCCACUAACAGACCCUCUGUAUUGUCCACUGUAUCUAUUUCGAAAGCAUCACCCGCCCCACAAAAUGGACAGUCGACGAGAGCUCCUGAAAGGGUGGCUUUAACAUCAAAAGCGGUAGUCCCGGGAAACCAUGGAUUUGCCAGCAUGUUCCGUCCCCGAGGUCCUGGUGUUUCUUCUUCUCGUGUCCUUUCCAACUUACCAGAUAGCCGGCAGAUCCCCUCAAACUCUGAGAUUUGUUCAUCCUUCUUCUCUAAUCGAUUUGGCGGCACAGCCAGCGACAGUCUUACAACGGAUAGAAUAAAUCAUCCAACCGUCACUCACUCUAACUCACCUACAUCUGCAUUUGACAAUAUGUUGACCUCUCCACAUUCGUUUGAAAAUUUUCUACCACCGAAUUUAAGACAGCUAACACAGCCUGGACAAUCUCAUAUACAAAAUUCAUCAGGUUCCUCACUAAACUCCUGUCAAUCUGACACUCCAUUGCCUCCCGAAAUGCGACCUGACACUCACCUCACCCCUUUCAGUGACUCCCAGUGUGUUCUUCCCAUUACUGCCUCUCAAUUCUAUUCCAGUCAUCAUUUUGAAAAUACUAAAAAACUCCAGGCCUCUGGUAGCCUUAAAGUCGCUCCUUGGAUUCUUGUCCCACCAGUUCCUGAGGGCACUGCAGCUCAUAUGAGAACAGGAAGAGUUCAUGAAGCUAAGCCAAACUUGUUCAACAACCCUGCAUUUGGUCCCAUCAUAAUUGAUGAUGACUUCAAGCACGCACUGCACAGUAAACUUCAAGCUUGCUUGUUCAUGGCUGAUGAGUCCAUAAAGGAAAAAUUACCUCGCAACCUAGGAGCUUACACUGACCUCGUUCCUCUAGAAAUUUUAGAUCAACCAAGAGUAUCAGUUACAUUUGGCCUUCCUGGAGUCUGUUUUAAAGCUUGGUCUCCUCGAUUUAGUCGAUAUAUGCUUCUUCGACGCAUAAUUUUACCACCUGAUCAUGAAGCAGCUCUAUCAUCUGAUGCUUUUUAUUUAGCUAAACAACUAUCUGAUUUAAAUCAUUCUGCUAUUGUUGGAUUUCGGGAUGUAUUUUUCACUGAUGCAUUUGCUGAUAACUCGGUUAUCCUGGUUUAUGAAUACAUACCUUGUUCAUCAACUCUACAACAAAUUCAUAUGAGUGAUCCAUUGAAAUUAACUAGUUUUACUUCGCCUUUCAGUAUUGGUCGUACAGUGUUACCUCAUAGUGCCAUAAAAAGUGCUCCAUCUGAUCUCGGAAUGCCUCAUGAGUCUGUUAUGUGGUCAUAUUUAAUUCAAUUAACCAGUGGUUUGCGUUUUAUUCACCAAACAUUUCACCGAUCAUGUGGUAUACUGGAUCCUACUAAAGUGUUAUUACAAGAUGGACCGCGUUUGCGAAUCAAUUGUUUUGGUUUAAAGGAUAUUCUGUUCUAUUCUGCACAAGAUACCAAUUUAGUAGAAAGUCAGGCAGCUGACUUUAUACAACUUGGCAAAUUAAUGAUAGGAGUUGCUUGUGGUACAGUUGCAGCUGUACAGGCUAGUCAACGGGCUUCUUCAUUCAACCUACUUCAGCGUGCAUAUCGACCAGAAUUAGUCACUCUUAUUCGAAGUUUAGUAUCAGGACAGAUAUCAGGAGCAGAUCAACUAAUGCGGGCUACUGCACCAUUUGCAUUCGAUCACUUAACAAGGUUAUAUGAUCAUUCAGAUCUCUUGGAAAGUCAAUUAUUAUUGGAACUGGAAUGUGACAGACUUUUCCGACUCAUCUGUAAACUUCAAUCUAUUGUGGAGCGUUGCGAUCAGGGUACUUCCCCAGAAUGGUCUGAAACAGGUGAUCGUUAUAUGUUGAAAUUAUUUCGAGAUUUCGUAUUUCACCAAUCUGAUCCUCUUGGUGCUCCAUACUUAGAUCUUGCACAUAUUAUUACUACAUUGAACAAGGUACGUUAUUUUUCAUCUGUUCAGUAGAAUUAUAGAUGAAACUACAUUUUUAGUCAGUAAAUGUAUGCUCUGCAAAUAAAUAAAUAUUAUUGAUAAAUAUUUUCAUUAAAAUUAUUGGGUUCAUUUUAGUGUAUCUGAUUCUUAAUCCAGUAUAUAUUUUAAUCUUCACAUUCAAUUAUAAUUCAAUUACGUAGAUGGUAAUUCAAACAUUUUAUUCUAAUUAACCAAAGGUUUGUGAAUUGAAGAUGUCUAUUUUUUUCCAAAAAAGAGUGUACUUUGUUCACAUUAUAAUGAUAUAAACAUUUUCUUCUUCUCUCUCCCUCCCUCCCUCUCUCUCCGUGACUCAAAUUUGUCAGUGUUUACAUGUGUUGAGUUAAAGUAGUUUUAUUUUUAUGUCACUUUGAUGACAUGCUAAACAAAAGCAUUUAGUUGGUAUACUGAUUUCUGUUUGAUGCUUUAUUUUAUUCAGUUGUAUAUCUCAUUUAUCGUUCACUCGAUUACUUUAUGAAGUUAAUCAACAAGCAAUAGCCAAUGGAUAAAUUAAAAUUCUUUAUAGAUUAUUAGAUGACAUUCUUUUGAGUGAUGUUAACCAAUAAUUUGUGUAAUACUCCUAAAUCAUGGUUUUAGUUGCCAGAAGUCUAGUUCUCGUUGUGCAUCAUCGUCGUUCACCUGUUAUUUGAUAAUUUACGCCAACUCAAUUGAUGGUUGUUAAUAAUAUUACAUAUUUUAAUUUCCCUGUUAUUCAGUGUAUGUUCACCUUAUGAAGUCUUUUUACUUUUUUUUAAAUAUGUUUGACAUUUGAUUGUUUUUUUUUCUAAAUUAUACUAUUUUAAUUCAGUGAAUAAACCACAUUAUUUUCGGGUUAAAUUUUCAUAUAAGUUUUACCUCAAAUAUUAAGUGAGAAAUAUUAAUAUACUGUAUUGAAAAUAGAAUGGAUUAGUAAACUUGACCCAAUACCACUUGCAUCUUUAUUCGACUUGGAUUUUUUUUCAUUGUAAUCACUGGAUAAUAACUUUUGUUGAUUUAUUUGUUCCAUUGCCCAAUCUAUUUUCCAUUAAUUUAUUAAAUGUAUUCUUUAUUUUCCAUUCAUUAUUCAUGUAAAGUUAAUCAAUUUCUAUUUCAGGUUGAAGCUGCUUCACCCGAACGUCUUUGUCUAGUCAGCCGUGAUAGUCAAAAUGUGAUUAUUGUCACCUAUGCAGAUAUUAAACAAUGGUUAGAUACAAGCUUUUCUUAUCUAGUGGACAAACACCGUCAGAGUCAGUGUGAACUACAAUUGACACGUCAACGAAAUGCUCGCCAACAACAACAGGAGAUCUCCAAUCCUGGAAGUCAACAAUGACUGGAAUAACCAUAAUUAUGAUUUCGUAAUUUUGGGCCAUACAAUCAUGCUCGGGGGCGAUGCAUAUGGCAUUACGUUCGAUAUAUAAUAUCACUUAUAUGUCCGUCUUCCGUUCUUUACACUUGUGAAGCCUUGUGUCUAACAUUUUUCUCUAUUCUUCUAUCUAUCCAUUUACAUGUGUGGUAUCAUUUCUGCAGUAAAUUAAAAUGAUAUAUUUCUUUAUUCUGUCGAAACUCCAGAGUGCUAUUUUUUGUUUCCCAAGAAAAACUUCCUUCUCUACAUCAUCGGUUAUUAGCCCCUGCUCUCUUCACUCCUAUUUCAUCUACUGAAUUCACCAAUGAAUAUUUGUUUUGCGGCAAUGCAUGUAGUAUUAAUUUGUUGAAAGAUUGUUCACAUCAUCAUUGCUGUUAUUUCAACUGUUAUUGUAUACUUGUUGUAUACUGUUGUUUAUCGAGAGUAAAUGACCUGUAUAUUCGUAUAUUGGUAAGAAUGAUAAGAGUGGCAAUCGCUAAAUAUCACUCAGACUUUAUUGAGUUUUUAAUGGAACUGAUUUUUUGUUGGUUAGUUGUUGUAUUACAUUGUUACUUUUCUCUCUCUUUGUACCUUUUCUUUUUUAAAAAUUGCUCUGUUUGUAAAUGAAAUCUUCACUUAUCGAUCAUAAAUUAUUCUUGUUUCGCAUUUCUAUUUACUAUUAUUAUUACUUCUGCUACUGUUUUUUUACAGUUCUCUUUAGUGCAAGAGUAUUUCUAAUAUCUUGGACAAAAGCAAUUACAAAACAAUGAUGAUGUAUGUGUACUUAUUGUUUCUAUGUAUGUAUUUUGUCAGUUAUUCUCUUAUCUUGAUAUAUAUAUAUAUAUCGAUACAAUAUCAGUCCGUUUCAAUUAUCUCAGCUAUGUUUAUUUUUUUCUGCAAAUUGAAUGUAGAACAGACAAAGAGAGAAAGAGAUAUACAUUCGUUCAUUACGAUGAAAUAGUAUUUCUAAUAAAAAAAGAAAGAAUCAUAAUUUAAAUAGCAGACAAAAGAUGAAAUGCUUCCACUUCUCUUCACUUUUUUCCCGAUUCUUUACUUUUAUACUUUUAUUUUUCACGAAAUCUUUUUUCCAGUCUGUCUUAUAUUCCUUUCUGUUUCAAUUCUUUCCUUCGAAAAAACCUGAUUAUUUUUGAAUUGUCAUUACUGUUGUGUAGGUCGGAUGAUAUUUUUGUCUCUUCCUUUUUUUUGUAAAAUUGUAUUUAUCAUCAGUAAAAUAUUUCAUCCUUCAAUUAAAUGUUUAUUUAAUCAUACUGAGUAAAUAUUUAUUCAAUAAACCGGAUUAAAUACCAUAAAAGCGUAUAGAAAC